This is a messenger RNA of Ylistrum balloti, 4210 nucleotides long. Its product is annotated as cysteine-rich venom protein-like. Gene Ontology annotation, cellular component: extracellular region. Bases 88 to 1227 code for a protein of 379 amino acids. The transcript has 12 exons. NCBI's taxonomy places the organism in Eukaryota, Metazoa, Mollusca, Bivalvia, Pectinida, Pectinidae. The record is from RefSeq and is a predicted model, not a curated record.
UACGUCUCAGUGACCGGCGGGUUGCAGUGACAAUUUAAGGGGAGAGUUGACGUAUGUCUCGAUACCCUUGGAAGAGGUAACAUCAGAAUGGAGCUCUUUGGUGUGGAGGUACAUGAUGGAAUGAUGCUCCGGGUACUUCUUUUAUCAUUCCUAGUACAAGUAUCCUUAUCAUCUAGUGCUGACAAGACAGAUUCUUUCAGGAGAUUCAAGCGAUCCACUAACUGCGAUGCUAAGUUCUAUCACAUACCCAGCCAUACCGCCUGUCUCAGCGCGUCGAACACAGCAACAUCCGCUGGUGUUUCUGCAAGUGACCAGACUUUGAUAGUAAACACUCACAACACCUUCCGCAGCUCUGUAUCACCAACAGCGACUAACAUGAGGCAAAUGAGUUGGGAUGAUGAAGUUGCGAUGAUAGCACAGAAAUGGGCGGAGUAUUGUCAGUAUGGACACGAUGAUGGUUAUAGUCGAUACAUACCAGGACGAUUUUCCGUUGGACAGAAUAUCGCAUCUGGCCAUGCUUCUUGGACAGCUGCGAUGAACGCCUGGCAUAGCGAAGUGUCUGAUUUUACGUUGGGAGGGAGUAAUGUCUUCUCUGAUGUCGGCCAUUACACACAGAUUGUCUGGGCUGAAACAUCCAAAAUUGGCUGCGGUUUUGCGGUCUGCUCCGGUUCAAACUAUUAUGUGUGCAAUUACUCGCCAGCAGGAAAUUUCGAUUACAAUAAUCCGUACAGAUCCGGAAAUUCUUGUGCUGACUGUCCGACUUCUUGUAACAACAAGCUAUGUGACUGCGGUGGGAAGGUGUGCCUUAAUCGUGCGCCCAUGGACAUAAAUACAUGUGGAUGUACAUGCAACAAGCCCUACCUUGUCGGAAACAACUGCGCACUUAAUUGUACCGGUUUGGCCUCUGAUCCCAGUGGAUGUGGUACUCCGCCGAAUUUUGUAGCAUCUCGCUGUCCUGACUUUGCAAAUCUGCCCACUGAUUGUCCACUUAUGUGUCAAACCUGCCCGCAUGGUGACAGCUCUGGUGGAUCGGUUACACAAACCUCCACGACAUCUAGCACCACCAGUACCCAGUCCUCCACGACAACUUCUACUACCAGUACCCAAUCUCCUUCUGCCUCUACCCAACAGAACGGAGAUUCAACGACCGACGGGAACGCCGCCUCACGCAGUCUGUGUAACGUCAUAGUCAUGGUUGGAAUGUGUAUAUUGUUCUUUCUGCUUUGAGAAGAAUUGACGGGAACAUCAAAACAACUUGAAUGGAAACGAUAGAUAAUGUACGAAUGUAACGAAGACAUUUAGCAUAGUGUUUGAAAGUUGAAUAUCAACAUUGCCUGCAUAUUCAAAGAAAAGUCACCAACAUAUACAGAAUAUCACCUUUAAGAAAUUUUAUAAACUGACGCCUGCAGCCAGUUUGAUAAAAUGGCUCGGUAAGAUUUCAAAGAUAUGAUGUGACAAGUACGCUUUUCUACUAUAGUAUCUAUACCAACAAAUUAUCAAUGCUUAUCUCCCUUUAUUCAUUGAGUUGAUCAGGAGGUUGUAUAGUGAAAAUCUAACACAUUUACAUGAUUUGGUCAGAGUUGUGAUAGACCCAAUGGUUCUGCCGUAAUAUUUUACAAUAGAUCGGAACGUCAGCUACAACUACGUUCUUAUACCACCAGGCGACGAUUUAUCAAUAGAAUCGUUUGUUGUGAAAAACAGUUUCUGCGUACAAGUAGAAUUAUAAUCAAUAUUUGUAUCUGCUUUACAACUACACGAGGCUAAUUGAUAACAAGUGUCUAUGUUUUAUAUUUUUCGUUAAGAAAAUUAAGGAAUGACGAGUUAAACACAUUGGUAUCAACAAAUUAUUAUUAUGUUGAAAAGGGUUUGUAUUGACAAUCUUUAUUCUCUCUUCACACACACACACACACACACACACACACACACACACACACACACACACACACACACACACACACACACACACACACACACACACACACACACACACACACACACACCCACAUCCACACACACAAUGCUUCUCAAAACUCAACCGUCCUUAUAAGACGCAAAUACAAACACUUCCUAUUUUCCUAUAUUUUUAUAAAUACCAUAAUGGAUGUAUUGUUUUCUUGAAAACAACAAAAUGAAAUGAAAAUAUUGUUGAAAAACGAGAUUUCUUUAUUUAAGGUAUGUUAUGAUGAGAUCCUGUUACUUUAGUUACAUGUACUAGGUGGUUAUUUUGUUAUCUAGGUCACGGUUCUGUAUUAACAUUCCUUUGAACAUUCUUGAAACGCAAUACAUUCAUAAUCACGCACCUAUACAGCAUCACUGUGAUAGUGAUGUUUUUUUACUGUUUCGUUUUGUUAUACAACAGUGAUGCUGCCUCUGAUGAAACAAUAAAACAAAUAACAAUAGUAUAUUACACUAGGACCAAACAACGCCUGGUGUACCAUUUUAAAUUAUCGUUUAAGGCACUGUCGACUUCAUCAUUAAGAUUUUAUUCAUGUCAAACUAUUUAUUACAAAUUUUGUUGAAAUACAAUUACGAAACUAAUUAAUUAAAAUGUCGUCUUUUUCUCGUUUCAGUAACUUCUAAAACUAUAGUUCACAAACAUUUGUUUCGUGUUAUCAUGUACAAUGUAUGUCAUUAAUUAUUAUUAAUAAUUAUUUUUAUGUUUACUGAAGAAUGUACUGAAUAUGCGUUUAAAUACUUAUAAGGUCGUUCCCUUGAGUUUUGCGGUUACAUCAGAAUUAAUUGUUAACAACUGGGGAUUAUUUGUGUGGUAAUACUAUUUUGGAUGUAAAAAUAUUAUUGCAAUUAGUAUGUUGUGUGGUUAUGUACUUGCAAUUUGUAGUUCAACAACAAUUACACAAGUACCUUCGAUAAAUAAAAUCCAACAAAAUCAACUAAGACUGAACAAUCUAUUACCAGUGUCGGGAUCUACAUAUUUUGGUGAUAUACAUAACCGUUUUGCAUUUGGUUAUUGUAUCAAACUGUUUGCGAAGAUUCCCGAAAAUUGUCGAUGGUUACUGUCCAUUUUUGGGACACAUUUUUGUGCCGGAUGCUGGUGAGCCAUUUAAAGGACUAAACAAAUAUUACCUGAAAAAUAAUAAAAUUAAGAUGUUGCCGUUCACGCUGAUUUAGGAUAAAUGUAGAAAUGAAUAUUUUCAAUCAGAGGAUAUCUGCUUGCCAAGAUUAGGUCGGCAUGUUUAUCAAUGUUUACGCAACCUGGUGACACAUUCUGUUACUGGCUAGUUUCAUCAAUUCAUCGAUAACUGUUUUGUUAACACUACCAGGACUUUCUUGUUGUUUGUAUAUGAAUAUACUUUUUAUUAUGUGUUAAGUGUAGACAUCUCAAACGGCACGCGUAAAAAACUUCACCUACAAAUAUAUAAAAGAUUUUUUGGAUGACUAUUUCAUAAUUUGGCUAUCGGAUAAGGAUCUUCAAGAAAUUUUCAAAAUUCUAAAUGAAUUAAACCUAGAUUUAAAUUAUACAAGGGAUUGUAGUAAAAAGGAAUACCAUUUUGGAAUAUAUAUAUAUUGAACUUAUAAGAUGUUGUCACUAAUGUAUGUUAUAAAGCUACAGAUCAUCUUAAUUACUUAGUGGCAUCCCCGACAUAUUUAACCGCUUAAGUGUUAUCGACUGUUACAGGUCUCUUUCUCUAUUUUAUAUUUUUAUAUGUUUUUAAGAUAUACGUAUAUUUAUAAAUUUAUUUUAAUAUAGAUUUACCUCUUUUGAUCUUUUUUGUUUUUCUUCAGUCGCCCCUUCAAAAUUAACAGACCUUGGUAUCACUGGUCAGUCCUAAAAGGACGAAAAAGCUGUAUGAUGAACUAUAUUCGUUGUUUGUCUCUUUUGUAUAUAAUUCUGCUUUUGUAUUGAAAGGUGCUAUUCACUUGUGUGUCUUUAGUACUAUAUUCAAAUCUAUAUCAAUGUUCUAAAAUAUUAAUACCUGCACGGCGUCGUGACUGAGAUCACUACCAGAUGGAUUUGAUUGGAUGACAAGGCAAUGGCGCGUUUCUCUAACAGUAAGCUUCUCUUUGUCAAAACAUCUGCACAAAUUACAUUUGUAAAACUUACCUGUAGCAACAUAUUGUUUUCAGAUUUCAAUCUAAACCUUUUGCUUUGUAACACAUCGGAGAUGUAUUCAAUGAUGUAUAUUGGUGCCUUCUCUUACUCUGUAUAUUGUCAUUGUAUGUAACGUUUAAUGGGAAUAAAUGCAUUAUA